This is a messenger RNA of Aureococcus anophagefferens, 396 nucleotides long. RefSeq lists its product as hypothetical. The record is from RefSeq and is a predicted model, not a curated record. Gene Ontology annotation, cellular component: cytoplasm. Lineage: Eukaryota; Pelagophyceae; Pelagomonadales; Pelagomonadaceae. The coding region runs from base 1 to 396 and encodes 131 amino acids. The transcript has a single exon.
AUGAACAUGCGCGACGCCUACAGCGGGCGCAUCCUCUGGGAGCAGAAGCAGGGCUGGGCCGACAUGUACGAGCGCGAGAUCCUCGCGCGCGUGCCGCGGUCGAUCCUGUCGUGCCGCGCGGUGAGCCGCGAGGUCAACUUCAGCUCGGAGCAGAAGAUGGAGCACUUCCGCCUCGAGCAGCGCGUCCUCCUCCACGACCAGCCCUUCGAGGCCUGGAACUUCCAGUUCGGCUUCGUCAUGCCCGGCUCCACGAACUCGUGGCAGCAGGUCAUCGAGGCCGCGGACGAGAUGAUGCCCGCGGAGGUCCUCAACGGCAACGUCGUCAUCGAGACCUCGUUCUUCGACGGCGACAUGCUCAUCGCGAAGUGCCGCGUCCGCAUCUUCUACGACGCAUAG